AUGGAGCAAGCUUCUGGCACGCUUGUUGGUGAGAUAUGUUUAUCUCAUUUUGAUGUGUGUAUAGACGAUCUUGCAGCCUGUAACGGUACAGUAUGUGACUGUUUACCUGGAUAUGCCUGGAAUGGUUCUCAGUGCGUUGGGACUGAACUAUGCGACCCCUGUCAUCCGCCUACUUUAUCUUGUGCAGCACCUUUAGUAUGUGGUGCAAGUACAUACAAAUGCGAAUGUCCUUCAACAUUAGUACAAGUUGGUGAUAUAUGCGUUGGAACACUAAUUACUGAGCCCUGUACAACAACACUUGACACAUGUAUUGAUGAUUAUGCUGAGUGCAAUGGUACUGUGUGUGACUGUAUACCUGGAUUUGUGUAUAAUGGUUCAAGAUGUGUUGGACCUGACCUAUGUCAUCCAUGUGAUCCUUCAACGCCGUCCUGUGCAUCUCCACUUGUGUGCAGUCCGGACACAUACAGAUGUGAAUGCCCAACCAAUCAAGUGCAAAUCGAGGAUAUGUGCUAUGGAACACUUGUAACUGAACCAUGUACGACAGCACUUCCCACUUGCACUGACAGUUACGCUGAAUGUAAUGGUACCGUGUGUGAUUGUGCUCCCGGGUAUUUUUGGAAUGGCUCGAGAUGUGUUGGAGAGAAACUGUGUGAUCCAUGUGAUCCUGCCGAUUCAACAUGUGCGUCACCACUGGUUUGUGGCUCAGAAACAUACAGAUGUGAAUGCCCAGCAGAAUUCGUUCAAAUUGGCGACAUGUGCUAUGGGACACGUGUCACACAGGUUUGUACUAACAUCCUCAACACAUGCGUCGACUGGUAUGCCGAAUGCAAUGGGACAGUUUGUGACUGUAUAUCUGGUUAUAUAUGGAAUGGUUCAAAAUGUGUUAGUUCUACACUGUGUGAUCCGUGUGAUCCUUCAACACUCAUGUGUGACGACGGUCUUGUCUGUAGUGCGGACACGUACACAUGUGAAUGUCCAACGGGCCAAGUACAGAUUGGAGAUAACUGCUAUGGUACCCUUGUCGGCGAACCAUGCACACCAGUUUUGAACACAUGCAGUGAUAAUUACGCUGGCUGUAAUGGUACAAUAUGUGAUUGCUUAGCUGGCUAUAUCUGGAAUGGUUCAGAAUGCGUUGGAACUGAUUUUUGUGACCCGUGUGAUCCAUUAAGUUCUACAUGUAACCCUUCGCUCGUUUGCAGUCCAACUACGUACAGAUGUGAAUGUCCAUCUGAUCAAGUUCAAAUCGGAAAUAGAUGCUAUGGAACACGUGUGACAGAGGCGUGUACAACAACCCUUUCCACGUGCGUCGAUUAUUAUGCAGAGUGUAAUGGCACAAUAUGUGACUGUAUACCCGGAUUCGUAUGGAAUGGUUCAUAUUGCGUAUCAAAGUGA
This is a messenger RNA of Mercenaria mercenaria, 1392 nucleotides long. Its product is annotated as fibropellin-1-like. The transcript is spliced from 13 exons. Bases 1 to 1392 code for a protein of 463 amino acids. Lineage: Eukaryota; Metazoa; Mollusca; Bivalvia; Venerida; Veneridae. The record is from RefSeq and is a predicted model, not a curated record.